CAACACAGCGAGUAAAGGGGAGAGAGAGAUUGUUAUCAUCCACCAUGGCAUCAUCAUCCAUUCUUCUCCCUCCGAUCCUCUCCGCUGGCAUCAUCAGCCGUCGUAAUCUCCUCCUCUCGACCACAAUUGCCACCGUAUCUCCGUCGCCUCAACUCCCUCCUUCUCCUGACAUCACAAUCACCGAUCGCGUCUUCCUCGAUUUCUCCCUCUGUCCCACCUAUUUCCGCUCCGAUCCAUCCGCCACACUCUCCUCCACUACACCUUGCUCCGAUUCAACUCCUCUAGGCCGCGUCGUUCUCGGAUUAUAUGGCCGUCACGUCCCUCUCACUGUCUCCACUUUCAAACUCAUGUGCACUUCUUCCUCUUCUACAUCUUACAAAAACACUCCGAUCCACAAAAUCUUCCCCGGUCAGUUUUUCCUCGCCGGAAGACAAGGAUUAUGGCGAGACACGGCGGAGAUUGGUCCUCUCCUCAAGAAUCUUCCUCGGAACACCGAUGUCGUUAGUUCCAAGUCGUUCCUCCUCCCUCACGCUCGUCCUGGUCUCGUCUCUCUCUGCUUAUCCGAAAACGACGACGACGACGAGACCAGACUCGAUCCUAAUUACAGAAACGUCGAAUUCUUAAUCACUACAGGACCUGGUCCUUGUCCGCAGCUAGACGGCGGGAACAUCGUCUUCGGAACUGUGCUUGAAGGACUGGAUGUGGUGACGAGUAUAGCUACAGUUCCGACGUUUAAGCCGUCAGAGAAUAUUCGACAGUUUAACGAUUUUGCUGAGUUUUUGGGAGACGAAAGAGCUCAAAACGCACGAUCCUUGUGGAACAGACCUCUCAAGACGGUUUUCAUUAGUGACUGUGGAGAGCUUAAGGUUACAAAUCCUUCAUUCUCUCCAAGUUUGCCUUAAGUGUGUAUAUAUAUAUAUAUAUAUAUGUGUAUAUAUGUCAAUCACAAUUCUGCUUCUGCUUCUGCUUCUUCUACUCUAUGAAUAUCAAAUUGUAAUCAUUUGAAUUAUAUGCUCAAGUAUUUCUGCUUGUUCUUAAAGAUUUUGAAAGGUAAGAGCUUAUAAUCAAAACGUUUUAGACAUAGAGGUUGUUGUGGAUCGGCUUGUAAAACAAUAAACGGGAAAUGCGGUUU
Molecule: messenger RNA, 1132 nt
Organism: Eutrema salsugineum
Lineage: Eukaryota; Viridiplantae; Streptophyta; Magnoliopsida; Brassicales; Brassicaceae
Product: peptidyl-prolyl cis-trans isomerase CYP28, chloroplastic
Exons: 2
Coding region: 45-902 (285 amino acids)
Biological process (GO): protein peptidyl-prolyl isomerization
Cellular component (GO): chloroplast
Molecular function (GO): peptidyl-prolyl cis-trans isomerase activity
Source: RefSeq, a predicted model, not a curated record